This is a messenger RNA of Doryrhamphus excisus (bluestripe pipefish), 1476 nucleotides long. RefSeq names its product colony stimulating factor 3 (granulocyte) a (gene csf3a). Gene Ontology annotation, molecular function: cytokine activity. The record is from RefSeq and is a predicted model, not a curated record. Lineage: Eukaryota; Metazoa; Chordata; Actinopteri; Syngnathiformes; Syngnathidae. Gene Ontology annotation, biological process: positive regulation of myeloid cell differentiation.
AAUGCACGCGCGCAAAACACUCGACGGGCACGCUGAACACGUGGAAACACCAGAAACCUUUGGGGUCGCCAUGUUGGUGUUUGGGGUCGCCAUGUUGGUGUUUGGGGUCGCCAUGUUGCUUUUUAUCUCGUCCAUCACACGGAAACUCUGAAGUUCAGUACCUCGAAACUCGCAACAGGAAGUGACGACGCCGUUCGCGCACCGCUCCCGCUGUCCAGCACGCGCCUGUGAUGACGCAACGACCUGCCGGCGGCGCUUCGUCAGUUCGUCCCUUCGGCAAUCUUCGUGACGAAUUCCGAGUGUGACGGCGUUUGGAAAAUCCCUGCGCAGACACAUAAAAGAGCCAAGUGGUCCAAAUGGAAGCUGAAAGAAAGUUCGCCGACUUUGGGCCCGAACACACUGCGAGAGCGCCAAAGCCAAAGCCGCCGUGACCGACAUGCACGCGCACACAGUUUUCGGGGUUCUCUGCUGCUUCCUGCUUCCCAGCUGGCUGCGCUCGGCGCCCGUCGCCACUUGGCCGCCCGCCGCCACUUGGCCGCCCGCCGCCACUUGGCCGCCCCCCACAGACGCCGUGGACCGAGCCAGGAUGUUGGCGGACAAGAUCUCCAAAGGCAUUCCGGCCGUGCACGGCGCCGUGGUCAACACGGAGGGGUUGACCCUUGACCUUUUCCAACCGGCCGGCAGCCUGCAGCUGAUGGCCGCCUCGCUGGGCAUCCCCCCCGCGCCCGUCCUCAAACCGCUGUCGGACAGCUUCACGCCGGACACGUGCGUGAGCCGCAUGCUAGCCGGCGGCCGGCUGUACCAGGGCCUGCUGGGAGUUUUAUCCCAGCGCCUCGACGGGCUGGACGACCUGUGGACCGACCUGCGAGACCUGCUGACUCAGAUCGCCAAGGUGAAGAAGGCGGCCGGACUGAGCGAGGUGGAAGUGGAUCAGAACCAAAGCGUGGACCUGGCCUCGCAUCUCCAUGGCGACUACGAGCUCCAAGUGGCGGCGCAUCUGACGCUGUGGCAACUGCGCUCCUUCUGUCACGACAUGAUCCGCAGCCUGAGGGCGCUGGCCGCCUACAGGCCGCCGCCCUCGCUUGCACGGUAAACGCCGGCCUUUCAUCCGGAGAGGACCACUUUGAAUUUGGCGGAAUGCCGGACCACUGAAAGACUUCUCCGCUGCCCCCUGCUGGACAGAAGGUGGACACGGCGUGCCGGCAGCCAUCUUGAACGUGAAGGUUAUUUAUGCUAUUUAUGCUAUUUAUUGGACCAAAAGCUCAGCCCCGGGAGGGAGGGAGGGAGGAUGUCAGCAGUUUCAGUGAUUGACACUUCCUGUACUUUCACAAUAAGGGCCUUUUAUUUGAAGUGGACGACAUGACAAUAAAUGUUCUCCCAUGGGAUGGGGUCAAAGGUUAACAAUGGUGUCCAGUUUGCCUUCUGACCAUAUUUGGACGGUGUUCAGCUCCUGCGCUGCUCCUGCUCCUUCCUGCG